This is a messenger RNA of Colossoma macropomum (tambaqui), 970 nucleotides long. RefSeq names its product interleukin 22 receptor, alpha 2 (gene il22ra2). The record is from RefSeq and is a predicted model, not a curated record. Bases 66 to 758 code for a protein of 230 amino acids. NCBI's taxonomy places the organism in Eukaryota, Metazoa, Chordata, Actinopteri, Characiformes, Serrasalmidae. Gene Ontology annotation, molecular function: protein binding. The transcript is spliced from 6 exons.
AGGUGGAAGAGGAAUUACUGAAGCCUAGAAGAGGUGAAGCAGCCCUUAACAUUUCAGCAGAGAACAUGUCUGUCCUGACCACACUGCUGCUCUUCUGUAAUAUAAUGCUCCUCUGCUGUGUUGACUGCACUGUACCUCUGCAGGAUGACACGGCGCCCCUCGAGGUGGAAUUCCAUUCAGUGGACUUCAGAAACGUCCUGCACUGGAAACACCAUCCCAGGGCACCAGAGGACUUGCAGUACUUUGUACAGUAUAAAAUCUAUGGAGAUAAGCAGUGGAGCGUAGCUGAGCUCUGUCAGGCCAUCCGAGAGCUUCAGUGUGACCUGAGCCAGGAGACAUCAGACCCCAGAGAGUGGUACUACGCCAGGGUCCAGUCUGCAUCCUCAGAAGGUCUGUCACCAUGGGUCAUCAGCUCCAGAUUUCACCCGCAAUGGGACACCAUCUUCAGUCCACCAAAAAUUAAGCUGAAUGUGACGGAACAAGGGAUUGUGGUACACAUCAGACCCCCGCGGUCCCCUCUUCAAGGAGAGAGGAAUACCAGAAUCUCAGUCGCAAAACUUCAAAAGCUGAUAUUCAGGCUAUACCUCAUACAUGACGGAGUGGACAAGGAGACCUAUGAAACCAUUGGUUGCUCCAAAAAGGUUGUGAUUCAGGCCUUAAACCCUCAAACGACCUACUGCCUUCAAGCUGUUACCAUCACACCCCGCUCAGGCCGUACAAGCGCGAGGGGUCAAAGUACCUGCGUCACCACUCCGUGAAUAUCAGGGUCCAGUGUCUCCCAGAGUCCCCAGGGUGCUGCAGGAGAGUGGGGGUGAGAUCUUUCAGACUACAUGAAAAAGAUGAAAAACAGACUCUUAGUCGUCAUCAGAUACUCAAGGAUUGGUCCCUUGAGAUUGGCUCACAUUAGGGGCCCAUCACCUUAGGCUAAAAUUAGAGCUGUGAUCUUCCAUGCUUCGGGGCUAAAAUUAGU